AAACAGAAAAGGAAACAAGAUUCAAAACAUUCUGUUGUGGUGUUUGGCGGUUUGCAACGAACUUUUGUGAAAUUUUAAAUUUAAUUUUUCGACCGGAAAAUGGACAGCUUCCAGCAAUCGGAGCGCAUCAAGGAGCUGCAGGACCAUGUGGUCACCCUGCGGCACGACAUGUCCGUUUGCUACAAGCGGAUGCUGAUGAAGGAGUGCCAAGUGAUUGCGAAUAAUCUGGCCGAAGCCAAAGUUAGCUUCCCGCGCCAGAACCUGGACCAGCUGCAGAACAUUCGGCCGGCCGAUCUGAGCCGUGCGACGCAAUCUAUCCGGACCAACCCACCGAUGCACGAAAUUCUCAACCAGGCCCGCCAGCUGCAACGCUUUCAGCAGAUGGACCGAAAGAAACACUAAACUGAAUGGUUUGUCAUGCUAAAUUUAUUGCUUUCAAUCGUUCUCCAAGCUCAAAAUGUUGUGCAACUCGUUGUAAAUCAUCUCCAGACAGUCGACGCGAGGAUUUAAGUGCUAGAAUUAGAUUUUCGAUUAAAUUGCGUGUCUUAUAGAAGUUCUUAUUCUUACAUUGAGCAGCGUCACGAUCGGUUGAUUCUUAAAUAAAUUUCCUUUGGUUAAAACUGACAAACUAAAGACUACCUUAAGCUAUAAUUAAAAAAUAUGUGUUAAUAUCUUAAAACAAAAAACUAAAAUAUCCAAACUCACAUUAUGAAAUACUUCGUUGAUGACAACAUCGUGAAUGUGUUUAAUUGGAAUCAGUACGUUUUUGGCUCCUCCACCGAUAAAAUGAGUAGAAUACUGCAGGGCAAAGUCUUUGACUAGAACUAAGUUUUCUGAAAUAAAAUUAAUAAUUGAAACACCGAA
Molecule: messenger RNA, 864 nt
Organism: Culex quinquefasciatus (southern house mosquito)
Lineage: Eukaryota; Metazoa; Arthropoda; Insecta; Diptera; Culicidae
Exons: 2
Coding region: 100-402 (100 amino acids)
Source: RefSeq, a predicted model, not a curated record